This is a messenger RNA of Onychostoma macrolepis, 1399 nucleotides long. RefSeq lists its product as uncharacterized. The record is from RefSeq and is a predicted model, not a curated record. The transcript has 7 exons. NCBI's taxonomy places the organism in Eukaryota, Metazoa, Chordata, Actinopteri, Cypriniformes, Cyprinidae. The coding region runs from base 232 to 747 and encodes 171 amino acids.
GCAUGCGCUGCUAAACAGUACCCGGAUAAUGUAGUUUGUUUGUAUGACGUAAACAAGAUGGCCGCGCAGUGGUGUUUAUCUUAUUGAUUCACACGCACCGAUCACAGACAUGAAAAAGAGUCAUUUCAAUUCCUCGCAGUUUAUUUUCAGCGCGGAUUAUAGUCAUAUCGGGCUAUUCCUCUGAUUUUUCCGUUUUGUUUUUGUUGUGGUCGCGAGGACCACGUUUUAAACAUGUCUGCCAAAGUGGACACCGUGGAGAGAAGUGAGUCAAGUACAAAAAGCAGAAGUAGUUCUCACAGCAGAGGAAGAGAAAACCGGAAACGAGCAAGAAGCCGAAGCAGAUCGUCCUCCUCAUCUUCCAGUACUUCUUCGUCUUCCUCCUCCUCCUCCUCUUCUUCACGGUCUUCAUCCCGCAGUUCAUCAUCACGUAGUAACUCCAGCUCUAGUAGCUCAGAUUCUUGCAAAAAACAAAGAAAAUCUUCGAAAAAAAGGAAAGAUAAACAUGGCAAAAAGAAAGUGAAAAAAGAGAAGACACGUAAGCGGAAGAAGGAAAAGGGGCACAAAGGGCAGGACGACAGUUCUGGACCUGUUCAAAUUUCAAAGUAUCUUAAGGAAAAGAAGAAAACGGGCAAGUACAGUAUGAUUUCAGGGAAAAAGAUUAAAAUGAAAGUGAAAAAAUCAAAGAAGGACAAGCAGAGGGACAAAAACAGAGCAGAACUGCUGGAGUUCUUAAACUCCACUUUCUGAUUCAGUCCAGACCUGGAACUGCAGAAUCAGAUGACUUUUUUUCUUUUUUCAUUAUUCGCCUGACCGCCACUCAGGGAAAGACCAUCUUCAACUAUUAAUGUUGUUUCCUGAUGUCAUGUGUUGAUAGUUCCUUACCAACUAUGUGGAUGGCUGUCCUCCUUUUUAAAAUUCCAGACUGUGUCCUGAAAUUCUUAUUUUAUUUCUGAUUAACUGUACCCUAUGAGAACUGUAGCUUGGAUGUAACAUUGUUACAUGUUACUGAAAUUGUAAAGAAAAAAGAAAAAAAAAGUAUUCUUGUAUUCUGUUUUGUUUUUUGUUUUUUUAAAUGCUAACCUCAAGUACAUAAUAACAGAAUCAGUCCAGAUCUGUCAGGAAUUGUUCAGAAGGAUGUAAAUCAUGUCAGUUUGUGACCAGGGAGAUGAAGGUUGUAUAUCUCAAAAACAAUUCAAAAUUGAAACAACAUUGUAGUUGUGUUGUUCCAGUGGUGCAUUUCUUGUUAUCCCAUGAUAAUUUGUGUACUUACUGUGUUGAGCCAAAUGCAGAGGCACCACUAGCAGGUAGUUGAAAGCUUGUGAUCUGCCUUUGUGAGUUACGUGCAUCUGACCGUACUGAUGACAAAACUGUUAAAUAAAUUUCUGGUUUGUGUCCUUUA